This is a messenger RNA of Onychostoma macrolepis, 2054 nucleotides long. RefSeq names its product rac GTPase-activating protein 1. The record is from RefSeq and is a predicted model, not a curated record. Gene Ontology annotation, biological process: signal transduction. The coding region runs from base 73 to 1998 and encodes 641 amino acids. NCBI's taxonomy places the organism in Eukaryota, Metazoa, Chordata, Actinopteri, Cypriniformes, Cyprinidae. The transcript is spliced from 16 exons.
GUGACCCGCCACAUUACACUCACGUGACGCAUUUAAAGCGGGUUGUUUGAGUUUGGAUCACUUGCUGACACCAUGGGGGAUCAGUUCAUACGAGAAGUCCUCAGUCUGUGUUUGCAAAGGCUUGCUAUUGACGAAGCUUCUAACUCCGAGCUCGAGUUCAUUGAGGUGGUGAGGAACUUUGAAGCUGCCCGGAAGAAAUGGUUUCAUGUAGAGCUGGAGCUGAAAAAACAGAAGGAGCUCCUGGUAAAAUCUGAUGUGGCUCGAGCUGCUCUGGAGGUCAAACUCAAACAUGCUCGAAACCAGUUGGACGUUGAGAUCAAGAAGCGCUACAAAGCUGAAGCAGACUACCAGUGCCUGGAGCGGCAGAUGCAGUUGAUAUGUGACGUUCUGGUGCAUGACAGCAAGUCAAGUGCUUGUCUCAAUGAUGAGCAGAGGUCAAUGCUGACCAGCUUCAGUCACAAAGGAGCCAGUGUCCCACAGCACAGAGGAAAACGGUUAUCAGUGAUUGAUGAGUCCUCUUUCCUGUCGCACUCCGACAUUAGUUAUGACAGAACGGAUGAUGAUUUGGACUUGGACAACACUGCGUUUGUUAAGCCUCUCAAGUCAAGAGCUCGUGAGAGAAGACGUUCAUCAAUGGGCCCAAAUGUUGGUCCUCCGGUUCAGAAACGAGGCAGGUUAAGCGGGCGUUCAGGAGAUCUGCUGGGGGCUAGACCACUGGAGAAGGAUAUCGAGACGACGGUUGUGAAGGCGUCUGUUACUACCCCGGAGACUAGAGGUCAGAUUCACAUGGUAAUAGACAUAACCCAGGAGACUCCAGAAUAUCAGUCCAGGGCUUUCAGAAAUGAACAUUUUCUGUCUGUUGAUGAACAAACGUCUGUGUGGGCACACAGUGAAGUCACAGAGGAUGAAACGGUGGUUGAAAUGGAGGUGAGCGCCGCGGAGCCAGCCGUCCCUCAGGACCUCACUCCCGCCGUGGAGAAGACUUCGCAGCAUGUUUUCCAGCAAAAAACAGUGAUUCGUCCAGAGACAUGCGUGCCGUGUGGGAAGAGGAUUCGCUUUGGGAAGCUGGCCAUAAAAUGCAGAGACUGUCGAGUGGUGAGCCAUCCUGAGUGUAAACAGCUAUGUGUGGAGAGAUGCAGUCCUAAGGCUCACGGUUCAGCCCAGCCCAAUGAGGAGACUUUAGAGAGCUUUGCCCCCUCCACACGUCCAAAGAUUCCCUCUCUGAUUGUUCAGUGUGUUCACGAAAUUGAGAGAAGAGGACUUGAAGAGAAGGGUAUUUACAGAGUGCCUGGAGGAGAGCGGCAGGUGAAGGAGCUGAGGGAGAAAUACAUGUCCGGGAAAGGCCCGCCGAUGCUCCACAGAGUAGAAGAGGUUCAUGCUGUCUGUGGACUCCUCAAAGACUUUCUGAGGAAGCUCAAGGAGCCUCUCGUAACAUUUAAGCUUCACAGAACAUUUAUGGAAGCUUCUGAGAUGGCUGAUGAAGACAAGAGCGUAGAAACAUUAAUAAAGACGAUCAAAGACUUGCCGCAGCCGAACAAAGACACCUUGGCCUUCCUGAUGCUGCAUUUGCAGAGAGUAAUGCAGAGUCCGACGUGUCAGAUGGAUCAGAAUAACUUAUCCAGAGUGUUUGGGCCCACUGUCAUUGGUCACGGGUUGCUAGAACCUUCUCCCAUGACCAUUAUGAGAGACACAAACACCCAACCCAAAGUAGUAGCUCGGUUUUUGUCCUUCCCCUCAGAUUUCUGGGAAGGCCUUCUAGCUGAGAAGGAGGCUCCGCUCGUACCUCUUGUGGUGGACUCCAGUGUCUGUCCAAGCACUAGCAGAGGAACGGAUAAGCUAUUCAAACCUCUGACCUCUCCGGAGUUGAGUAAACACUCUAAAACUACAUCCAGUGGCUCAAUAAAGGGUCGGAUCAAGCACUUUGGUGGCACUUUUAAUAACCCAAGCAAACCAAAAAAUGAACCGGGAAAAAAGAAAUUCUUCACAUCCCCCAAAUGAUUUAUGUGUGUGGGGACACAGGGACACUUUGAACACUUUUUUUUUUUUUUUUUUUU